AUGCGGGUCGCCAGCCAAGGGGUUGACCGGCCAUCUGUCGACCCCUCGCAUCCAUCAUCCCCUCCAGCUGGCUUGGUGCUGGCGGGACCCUCACAGGCCCAGCCAUCGGCACCCGCCGCUAGAGGUCUACGCCGCAUGCGAUGGACUAUGGAUGCUAACCAAAACGCAUUGCGGGCGUAUUUUAGGGCGAAAGGGGGAGAAACCGGAGGAAUUGCUUACCGAGCAAGAAUGCACCGCUUCUUUUCUGAGCUAGAGCCGUCGAUCACCGUGACGGAACAGAACCUAGCGGAUCGGGUUCGGUACAUCUUACGCUCUAAUCUGUUUGAAGGUGCCGAACUCGAACGACUAAAACAUGAAGCUAUUUCUGCGUCGGAUUCCCCGACCGCUGCCAGGAGAACAGUUCCGCAAACUACGGUGCAACCUCCAGCUGUGGAACCAGCUGAAUGCCUGGCAGAGGUGGAGGACGACGAGGAGGAAAUGGCUGCCCAGGACAUAGAGCAGAUGAGGAGAAUCUUGGAAGAGGCUAUAGUGGAAACACGUCGAAUGCCUUUCGAAAAUCGACCGCGAUUACCCCGCAUUCCCCUCAGCAAGCGCAAUCGUAAUGUCGUGAGGGCUCUGAACCCAAUGCUGAAUGUGUACCUUGCGGAUAGCCGGGAUCUUUACGAUACGGACUCAAUCUUGUUUGGCGCCGCGAAGGCCGUAUGCCGAUACAUCGGAGUCAAACUACAAAAGACUGGACGCAGUACGAAUCAUCGUAGCGUAGUACCAGCGUGGCGAAAAAGAAUUGAGGACCGUAUCGCAAAGGCGAGAGCUCUCAUCGGCAGACUGAUUAGCUUCAGAUCGGGCAAUAGUAGACCGAGGAUUGUGCGCUCUGUCAGGAUGGCUUUGGGUGGAACGGAAGUAAGUCUGUCUCACCCGGACAUUGAACGCAAACUGACGGAGCGCAUAGACGACCUGAAGCAGAGGAUUGCAGCAUGGGGAAAGCGGAUUCGUCGAUGCAACGAGAGGACUAAACGGUUCAACCAGAAUCGUCUCUUCCAGAGUGACCAAAAGAGGUUCUAUAAGCAAUUGGAGGGACAAGAAUCGACCAGUGGAACGGGCGCAGGCCCAGAUCAGACCGCUACAGUGGCUUUUUGGCGAAACAUCUGGUCUGUGCCCGUUGAACACAGUGAGGGAUCCUGGAUGCAAGUUGUGGAGGGUACAUGCUCUAAGAUCACACCCAUGGACCCUGUAGCCAUUACGGCUGCGGAUGUAGCACAUGCGUUACGGCGGACCCCUAACUGGAAAAGCCCAGGGCUUGACGGAUUGCAUUGCUACUGGCUCAAAGGAUUCGUGAGUUGUCAUGCUGUGCUCGCCCAACAGUUCCAGGAAGCCCUCGAUAGCAAGUCACUGCCGGACCUCUUCACUAUGGGGGUCACUCACUUGGUUCCUAAAGACCAGAUCACGGCUGAUCCGGCCAAAUACCGCCCUAUAACGUGUCUAUCUUCUGUUUAUAAGACACUGACUUCCAUUUUAUGCGCAAAAAUCACUCGGCAUCUAAAUGCGAAUCAGGUGAUUUCGGAUGCCCAAAAUGGAUGUAGGGGCGGUUGCCGAGGGGCCAAGGAACCACUCCUCAUCGAUGCGGUUAUUGGUAAACUGGUGAAGCGCAACCGUCGCAACCUUGACGCUGCUUGGGUUGACUAUAAAAAGGCUUUCGACUCGGUGCCCCACUCAUGGCUAAAGAGGGUCCUCGAGCUGUACAAGGUCGACUGUACGGUAAGAGACUUCCUCGGACAUUGUAUGGGCCAAUGGAGUACGACCCUUUGUCUCCUGGGUGAGCGCAUGACGGCUGCCGAAGACCGGAUAAGAUACGGAGGGGUAUCUUCCAGGGUGAUUGCCUGA
This is a messenger RNA of Papilio machaon (common yellow swallowtail), 1881 nucleotides long. RefSeq lists its product as uncharacterized. The transcript has a single exon. NCBI's taxonomy places the organism in Eukaryota, Metazoa, Arthropoda, Insecta, Lepidoptera, Papilionidae. Bases 1 to 1881 code for a protein of 626 amino acids. The record is from RefSeq and is a predicted model, not a curated record.